GCUUUUCUACGAUAUAUAUUGCUGUAUUGUGUGUUCGAGAAAUGCUUUGAAUUGAUGGGGAAAUAUCCGAAUACCUGUACUUCAGGCAUUUUGUACAUAAUAUUUUGUACAUACCACAAAGUGUGAUGAGUUCGGGUAGUACACAGAAGAUGGGCAAAGGAGGCACGAGGGAUCGUGGGAACAAAACUGCUACGGCAUCGGCACAGUCGGCAAAGAGCAAUGCUGCGGACGGCCACGCGAAAACUCCAGAUGGCUUCAACCCCAAAAUACAGCCAACUGCGGAGCAGAUUCGCUUGGCACAGAUUAUCAAUGAUUCCAGCAAGGCAGAUGACCCAGAUAUUCAGAAGAAAGUACAACAGGUGAUGGAAGUUACCGGUGGGUCAAGCGAUGCAGUCGUAAUAGCACUGCACGACAGUGACAACGACCCUGCACGAGCCAUAAACUUGCUUCUGGAAGGAAACCAGCCUGAGAGCGAGUGGGAGACAACGGGAAAAAAGAAGAAACAACGCGAAGUAGUGCCAAAGGGUCCAGAAGCCAUGGCCGGCAACAAGGAGAACCGUGGUCGAGGCGAUGGUCCUCGCUCUCGGGGAGGUCCUCGUUCUCAGGGUCCCCCUCGCAACUGGAAGAACAAGGAAUCCGAGAAAAACGAGAGGAAUCUAGAAGACGGACGCGAGGGUCGGCCACGAGGGGCUCGACGAGGCAGAGGAGGCCGUGGUGGGGAAAGGGGUGGUCGUGGCAGCCGUACCUUUCAGAACAGGGGUUACGGAUCUGACAGCACCUUCCCCCACGCUAUGGACACCUGGACCAACAGCGCACCGGAGAGUACGCAGCCGUCGGGCGACACCAUGACUGUGGGCAAUUGGAACUCUGAUUUCACAGCAAGCGAAGACUGGAGCGAGGAAGAUUGGACUGGUCAGCUGGAAACAAAGGUGUUCACCCCGAGCACCCACGUAGCUGCCGCUGCCGCAACCAGUCAGCCACCCACGGACUCUGGGACUGUCGCGACCGGAGGCUCGGAGCAGGUCUCUGCGGUUAGCAUAAUGGAACUUUUGAAAAGUGGUGCUGAAGCAUCCGCCGCGGCGGCAGCAGCAGCAGCGGCGGCUCCCGCUCCCCACCAACCCCCAACAGCCUACAGUGUUGCGCAGUACAACCAACAAGCGACAGAGACAAUCAAAGCAGCCGUAGGAAUGAGCACGUCAACGCCGUACUCCUUGGCGGCAGCGGGACCGACACCAAUGUACAACUCUGUGACUUCUUCAUCUAGUGAAACAAAUAUGGUGUCAACAGUGUCAAAGGGUGGGUCACCAGCAGCUGCAUCAUUGCCACCACGCUCCAAGCCAGCACGGGUGAGGGUACCACCUCCUUCCAAGAUACCCGAGUCUGCCGUUGAAAUGCCCGAUGAUGCAGUUACCUCUCUUGACGUCCAGUUUGGUGGACUGGAAUUUGGGGCCGACACAUUCGAUUUUGCCGCAACAUCGGAUAGCAUCACAACAGGUUCCCAGCAAGCUCCAAUGUCUUCAUCUGCAUUUGCGGACGCUCACGCAGUCAGCAAGAGCAACGCAAGUGGCAACCUGCCCUCACUACCUGCAUCACAGACAGCGCCGCUGAGCAGUUCUCAGGCGCAGAUGUCAUCCCAGACGCAGGGACAAAUGUCCCAGCAUGUCAAAGAGUCGGCCAGUUCUGCGCCUCAGGGUAUGAGCGUACUCAGCGGAAGUCGGCCACCGGGUAUACCAGCACAGGGUUCAUCGGGAAGAAAAGAGACAGCUGCGGCGGUCAACAGCAUGAUUGGUCAAAGUACAACGCCUGCGUCGUCUGGACAGAAGGUGAACAGCGGGAUGGCAGCGGACCACAUGCUCCUGCAGUCAUCGCAACACAUUCCAGAUCCAAAGUCCACAAACGUGUCUGCAUCCAACAAAAUGUACGGUGGUGUGCAGCGAAGUUCUCAGGGCCUCGAUGGCACGACAUCACUAGGUGGUGCUUCUGCAGUAGGAGUGAAGGCUUCGGUUGCAGAACAGCCAAUGUACUCAUCCGCAGGGGCACAUCCGUAUGGGGGCGCAUCAUCGGGCGUAUCCUACCAGGGGGUGCCGAAGGGACUGGGAGGUGGAGUGUGUGCUCCCCUUGCCCAGAACUUUGCAGCAUCAGUGGCGUCUUCGCAGCAUUACUACCCUCAGCAGCCAGCCUCUGCGUUUGCCCAGCAGCAGAGCAAUGGUUACCAGACACCCUACCAAGGCAAUGCCUACGUUCCGUCUGCACAGGCCAGCAGUUACGGCGUUUCUUCCAAACUGUCUGGAUCUUUGAGUGGACAUCCUGUUAAGGAAUCUGUACUGGAUGCAUCACAGUCAUCGAGCGUUCAGCACAGCUACGAAGGUUCGCACUCGUCGAACAGCGUUACGGGCGUCCUGCAGGCUGGAGCAAUGCCGGCACUCGCAACGACAGCGUCCUCACUGGCUGGGGCCACGGCCACAACUUCUGUGCUCAAGAAUUCAAUGUCCGCAAGCAAGGCUCUUCCAAACAUGCCUCCAGGUGUCCCUGCUGCAGCGAUGCUAGGCCACCAGUAUGUCAUGGGAAAUGUUCCAUUCUAUGGUUUGCAGCAGCCUCUGUAUAGCUACGAAGACCUGCAAGUGCUCCAGUCUAGAUUUCCGACGCUGGGCUACUAUGACAUGCAGUUCCAGGUUCCCACUAGCAUCACUGGAAGGGAUCUGGGUUUGAACAACAUUGCAUACGCUGACACCAAAUUCAGCCGUGGGGAGAGCAGUGACAGUUCUCCUGCUGGAGCAUCUCAGGGCGGUCAACAAGGUGGAGGCUCUGCACAGGGUUCAGGACAGGGGACAGGCCCCAGCCACCAACAGGCCUACCUCAAUGCCCUUCACCCUGGCUACGGCUACUACUUUCCUGGUGGCAUGAUGCCUGGUUCCAUUCACCCGUACGGCCCUCCUCCUCCCCCACCCAUUUUCCCCGUGCCUCCGGCCACAAAUGCACAUGGUCCCACGUCUAGUGGCCAGUUCCAGAAGGCUAAUGCUUACAGCUCACAUUCAUUUGCCUCUGGAGGAUAUGAGAGCCUGACACAGACCCCGGACUAUACCAAAGGUGCCUACGGAGCUGGCUCCCAAGGACAGGCUAAAGGGAUGUCUGGAUCAUUGGGUUCUGGCAGUUCAGCUGAUAUCCCAGGAUCUGGGUACAGUAAAUCCCAUGCUCAUUUAGCAAAGUCUUUUGAGAAGCCUGGAUUCCACGCUGUGACACCACCACCUGCUUUUGCCCCUUUUGUUUCCCUCUUAGCCCCUCCUCAGGGGCUUAAAGGUCAUGCCUCUACUUCUGUGGUUGCCAGCACAGUUUCUCAGACCUCCAGACAUAGCUACCCCUACUGGAACGGCAACUAACUGUGCCCAACUGUGUGUGGAAGACUGCCCUUUAUGUUGUAUCUCUUGACCCCUCCCCCUUUUUUUUUUCGGCAUGACUGUUGUUUAUGAAGAGCCCUGACUGAGAAAUGACACGAUGGAAUGCCUCAACGCAACAUGUACGUGGCUUCUCUUCCGUUGAGUGCCAACGUCAUCGUUUAUUUGUAGAGUAGCGCAAGAAGCUAUUUCGGAGUGCUCCAGUGAAAUUUGCAACUAAAUAUUGGUGCGACUACCCGUUGCUUUUGUACAUUUGUGUUUGGAUGAGAGCCGCAGCCUCUGCUGGCUACGGUCAAAGCCCCGUUGCCAUUGGCUGUGAGUUGUUCCUCUGUCGUUUUGAUUUGUUACACACACUAUCUGGCGUUAACGAAUAGCAAGGAGUAUUUCCACCCGAGGUCCUGUGUAGGAGCAGCACGUUUACAAGUGCGGAAGCAGUUUAGCAAGAAUCACAGCAAAACUGCAGGAUUUUGUGCAGGAAGUGCUCUCACUACAACUUCCCUUCUGCACCCUGUGUUGCAGUCCGGAAGACAAUCGAGAUUUUUAUGUGUAUGUUGGGGGCCUCUCGUUCUAGGCGGACUUUGUGACGUUGUGGGGGAUCAAAGCAGGGGCCCGCGUAACCCAAAGUAGCCGUGAGGAAAGUGGCACUUUUUUUUGUUGGUGUGUUUACCGUGUUUUUCUCUCUUCUGCUUUACACAUGUAGAGGAAUUCUCACACAACUGUACAUAUAAGCGUAUUGUUUUCUGUUGUUUUUCUCGUUUGUCAGUGCUAGGAAAGGAAGGGGUCCUAUCUAUUGUCUCGUGUGGCACGUUUUUCGUUGUUCGGCAGUGUACAGUUUUUAGUGUGUGCACGCUUUUUGUUGUGAGCACAUCAAUGUGUAGGGUGUGCUUUAUUAUCUUUCUUCUCCCCCCCACUUAUGAGUAACAGAAAGUUGGGCAUGUAACUGACUGGAAACGAUCAUACCAACCCCCAGAUGUGUUAUUUUCCAAUUGCAGUCUAGAUGCAUUGUCCGUUGUGCAGUCGGUAUAAAUAUAUAUACAUACAUUUAUAUAUAUUUGGUAGGGUGAAGGACGACAUGUGUAAAAAAUAAUGUGUGCUAAGAAAACGGGAGUGUGAAAAUAAAACUGUAUAUAUCCACCUUAUCCUGUAUGACAUCUUGUUUUGAAGAGUCGAUUGGUAUUUUUGCUGUGCAGAGCGAGAUUUCACGACGCAAGUCAAGCCACAUUUUUGUCUUUCUGGAGAAAUAUAAAUGCUUCUACUUUGUGAAAAGCAGAUCUUUGGAAAAUAAAUAUAAUGAAUCAUUCUGA
Ornithodoros turicata is the source of this 4696-nucleotide messenger RNA. It is a transcript of the gene lig, whose product is annotated as protein lingerer-like. Gene Ontology annotation, molecular function: protein binding. NCBI's taxonomy places the organism in Eukaryota, Metazoa, Arthropoda, Arachnida, Ixodida, Argasidae. The coding region runs from base 126 to 3377 and encodes 1083 amino acids. The transcript has 22 exons. Gene Ontology annotation, cellular component: nucleus; cytoplasm. The record is from RefSeq and is a predicted model, not a curated record.